AUGGCAUCGUCAGAAUCCAUCAAUCUGAUCAAGGGCUGGCCGAGUACAUCGUUACUCCCCACCGACCAUUUGAGCAGAGCGGCUCACAAAGCAUUGGCCGACACAUCCGUCGCCUUUCCCGGCCUGCUCUACGGCCCUGAUGAAGGCUACACUCCACUGAGAGAAUCUCUUGCUACUUGGUUGACCUCCUUUUACCACCCCGAACAACCCAUUGCCAAAGAAAGAAUCACAAUCACCGGCGGUGCCUCUCAGAACCUGGCUUGUCUUCUUCAGGUUUUUACAGAUCCGGCUUACACCAGAGAUAUCCUCUUUGCUGCUCCUGCUUACAUGCUGGCCUUUCGAGUCUUUGAGGACAAUGGCUUCUCUGGGAAGAUGAAAGCAGUACCCGAGGACGAUGAUGGAAUGGAUAUGGCCGCUCUGAGAAGAGCACUCGAGGAAAGCGAGAAGCGCUCGCCCGAGAACAAGACUCUUAUGUUCAAACCUCCAAGGCCCUAUGCAAAGUAUUACCGCCAUAUCAUCUACUGCGUGCCCACCUUCUCAAACCCUUCAUCAAGGACUUUGCCUCUAGACCGCAGGAUUGAGCUCGUAAAGUUGGCUCGAGAGUUCGAUGCUUUGGUAAUCUCGGACGAUGUAUACGACUUCUUGCAAUGGUCUGCAGACUCAAACACCUCUGACAGCAUCACCAAAGCGCUAUUGCCUCGUUUGGUCGAUAUCGACCGCUUCCUCGACGGUGGAGCAGAGCGCCCUGGUGCAGAUCUCUUUGGAAACACGACAAGUAGCGGCAGCUUUUCCAAAAUUGCAGGACCUGGUCUGCGAGUGGGCUGGUCCGAGGGGUCGCCAAAAUUCGCCUACGGAGUCUCCCAAACCGGCUCUUCUUGCAGUGGUGGAGCACCUUCUCAACUCACAUCUACUUAUAUGAACAUCUUGGUCAAUGAAGGUACCAUGUCUGAGCACAUUUUCAAGGUACUACAACCUGCCUAUGCUUCACGAUACAAGACCCUGGCAUCGGCAAUUAAGGAACAUCUUUAUCCUCUCGGGGUCAAGCUGCCGCAGCCAAAUCAGCGUGUGGUCGGAGGGUAUUUCUUGUGGGUGACACUGCCUGACAAUGUCAAAGCUAUUGACUUCGCCAAAAGGUGUCAAGAUGAGGCUCAAGUCAUCGUCGCACCUGGAAGCAUUUUUGAAGUUCCCGGAGAUGACAGUGUCAAGUUUGAACAUUCCAUAAGACUAACCUUCAGCUGGAUCGACGAACACUUGAUGGUCGAAGCUGUCAAGAGAAUCAGUACGGUUCUUGAGAGAUGUUUGAAGGGUGAAGCUACUAUAGAGGCACCCAAGCAGAGCAAAGUCAGCGAGAACCCGUACUAG
Messenger RNA from Aureobasidium melanogenum CBS 110374, 1362 nucleotides. RefSeq names its product PLP-dependent transferase. The record is from RefSeq and is a predicted model, not a curated record. Gene Ontology annotation, biological process: biosynthetic process. The transcript has 2 exons. NCBI's taxonomy places the organism in Eukaryota, Fungi, Ascomycota, Dothideomycetes, Dothideales, Saccotheciaceae. The coding region runs from base 1 to 1362 and encodes 453 amino acids. Gene Ontology annotation, molecular function: L-2-aminoadipate:2-oxoglutarate transaminase activity; pyridoxal phosphate binding.